CCCGGCAUCCCUCGGGCGGCGGCGGCGGCUAGGCGAGACUAGGCGAGGCGAGGCGAGACGGUCGUGCGCUGCGGGGCCGGCGGCCGGUAGAGGUGUGAGGGCGGCGACAGACUGAAGGGGAGCCGGGCCGGUAGGGCCGCCGCCGCCGCCAUGCAGGAAAUCAUUGCCAGUGUGGACCAUAUCAAGUUUGACUUGGAGAUCGCGGUGGAGCAGCAGCUGGGGGCACAGCCUCUGCCCUUCCCCGGCAUGGACAAGUCGGGGGCUGCCGUCUGUGAAUUCUUUUUGAAAGCUGCCUGUGGCAAAGGGGGCAUGUGCCCAUUCCGCCACAUCAGUGGUGAGAAGACAGUUGUAUGCAAACACUGGCUGCGGGGACUGUGCAAGAAAGGGGACCAGUGCGAGUUCCUGCAUGAAUAUGACAUGACCAAGAUGCCUGAGUGCUACUUCUACUCCAAGUUCGGGGAAUGCAGCAACAAGGAGUGCCCCUUCCUGCACAUCGACCCUGAGUCCAAGAUCAAGGACUGCCCUUGGUAUGACCGCGGCUUCUGCAAGCACGGUCCCCUGUGCAGGCACCGGCACACGCGGAGAGUCAUCUGUGUGAAUUACCUGGUGGGAUUCUGCCCGGAGGGGCCCUCGUGUAAAUUUAUGCACCCUCGAUUUGAACUGCCGAUGGGAACCACUGAGCAGCCCCCACUACCGCAGCAGACGCAGCCUCCAACAAAGCAAAGUAACAAUCCGCCAUUACAAAGGUCGUCCUCCUUGAUCCAGUUAACGAGUCAGAACUCUUCUCCCAACCAGCAGAGAGUCCCGCAGGUCAUCGGGGUCAUGCAGAGUCAAAACAGCAGCGCAGGCAACCGGGGGCCCCGGCCGCUGGAGCAGGUCACCUGCUACAAGUGUGGUGAAAAAGGACACUACGCCAACAGAUGCACCAAAGGGCACUUGGCCUUUCUCAGUGGACAGUGACAGCAGCUGGAGCCAGCUCAGGGCAGCCCAAGGGGGCCCCACUGUUAGGAGCGUGCAUUUAACUGUCUCAUGCUGUGCUGGGUCAGCUCUGGCUGGAGCUGGCCCGUGGGCACAUGGGGGUCAUCGUUCUGAGGGGCCGCGUCCAUUAGUCUAUCAUUUUGCUGUAAUCUUUUUUUAAAGGGGGACAUGUGCUCCACUUGGGUCCCUCAAGUGGAUAUCAUGUUUGUCUAGGCAUCAGUGCCUCCUUUCUGGGAUUCCUGCACACCUUCCCUCUGCGGAGGGGAGGGGAGAGGAGGGAGUUGCCAGGGAAAGGCUUGUGCCACAGUGGUGUUGAAAGCUGGCCUUUCCCCUCAGACCCCAUUAAACACCAAUUCUUGGUGACCCUAGGGGCUGGUGGAUCCUUCAAAGCUGUGGCCAGGUCACGCCUGCUUCCUCCUUGUCCUGCUGAAUCCAGAA
Propithecus coquereli (Coquerel's sifaka) is the source of this 1416-nucleotide messenger RNA. RefSeq names its product cleavage and polyadenylation specific factor 4, 30kDa (gene CPSF4). The record is from RefSeq and is a predicted model, not a curated record. The coding region runs from base 151 to 960 and encodes 269 amino acids. Gene Ontology annotation, molecular function: zinc ion binding; RNA binding. Gene Ontology annotation, cellular component: mRNA cleavage and polyadenylation specificity factor complex. The transcript has 8 exons. NCBI's taxonomy places the organism in Eukaryota, Metazoa, Chordata, Mammalia, Primates, Indriidae.